UCCGGCGCGGCGCUGCUUCGCCCAGGAGGCGGCGGCCCCGGCUGGUCGUGGGGCUUGUGGAUUUUUAAAAAUUUGGCUACGAGGAGGACCAUUUCCUCUCGACAUGCAUCCCUCCGGAUAAACUGAACAUCCCUCCGUCCACCCCCCGCCCCGCGCGGCCAGAGGCAGGCGCUGAGUGUGCGAAGAGGAUCCGGGUUGAAAUCUGCGCCCCCGGUUCUCGUCCCCGCCCCGUCCCACCGCCCCAUCCCCCUCCCGGAGUCGAAAUUUCCCGGGAUUAUGUUUCGGAAAGGAACCAGGCGAGGAAAUACAUGCACUGGCUGAGACUCGCCCGCGCCAGGGCGCAACGCCACAAGGUGUAGGGAGUGUGUGGGGUGGGGCGAAAGGGGACCCAAGAGUCCCCUGUGGCUCGGAGUGCCGGGCCGUCGGUUCUUCAUUCCUGCCCUCGGGGCAGACGGAGUGACCCCGGCCCCCACUCCCCGCCCCGACCAUGGUAGUGUUCAAUGGCCUUCUUAAGAUCAAAAUCUGCGAGGCCGUGAGCUUGAAGCCCACAGCCUGGUCGCUGCGCCAUGCGGUGGGACCCCGGCCGCAGACUUUCCUUCUCGACCCCUACAUUGCUCUCAAUGUGGACGACUCGCGCAUUGGCCAAACGGCCACCAAGCAGAAGACCAACAGCCCGGCCUGGCACGACGAGUUCGUCACCGAUGUGUGCAACGGGCGCAAGAUCGAGCUGGCUGUCUUUCACGAUGCCCCCAUAGGCUACGACGACUUCGUGGCCAACUGCACCAUCCAGUUUGAGGAGCUGCUGCAGAACGGGAGCCGCCACUUCGAGGACUGGAUUGAUCUGGAGCCAGAAGGAAGAGUGUAUGUGAUCAUCGAUCUCUCAGGGUCGUCGGGUGAAGUGAAAAUACCUAACUCUGCAGUCUGUGAAAGGGAAAGAGUUGAAAUGAGGCACAGCUGAAGUUUCACCACUCCAUUAUUCUGCCAUCAAGCAUCCCUUCAGCUCUCAUCUCUCAAAUGCUGCAGCCCCAUCAAUGGAAAAAAAUACAUUCAUGGGAAUUGCACAAAGUUUACAACACAUGCAAAUUCCAAGGAACUCAGAGAGAGGUGUGGGGGUGAGAUGGUGUGACUACACCCCCUUCUUCUAGGAUGCGCUGAAGGAUUCUUUUCCUUGCUCACAUGCUGUUAGAAAGCUUGGGCGUUUACGUCUGCUAGAGCUGGAGCUAAUGUGAUUUCUAACUGUCUAAUAAAAUUCCACUGCUUGCA
Molecule: messenger RNA, 1263 nt
Organism: Mandrillus leucophaeus (drill)
Lineage: Eukaryota; Metazoa; Chordata; Mammalia; Primates; Cercopithecidae
Product: protein kinase C epsilon type-like
Exons: 4
Coding region: 488-958 (156 amino acids)
Source: RefSeq, a predicted model, not a curated record